AUGAGCCUGGAUCUCAUAUCGCUAACAAAUGUUCUGGAGCAGGCGAAUGGGUCUGAGCGAGGCGCUGCCCAGAAAUUAGCUGAAACCCAAUUGAAAGAAUGGGAAACUCAACCAGGUUUCCAUUACUUGUUACAAUCUGUAUAUAAUGACUUGUCAAUCCCUUUGCAAACAAGGUGGCUAGCUGUCAUCAAUUUUAAGAAUGGAAUAGAAAAAUAUUGGAGAUCAUCCAGAAAGAAUGCAAUCUCAAAAGAAGAAAAAAUAAACAUUAGGGCAAGACUAUUUGAAUUGAUAGAUGAACCAAACCAGCAAUUGGCUAUUCAGAAUGCACAAGGAUCAUCAAGAAUUUGUCGAUUCGAUUUUCCUCAAGAAUGGCCAACUUUGUUUGAUGAACUUGAAUCAUUACUACAACAAGCUUUACGCGAGGAUAACCAUGUUAAGGUCAAUAACUUGCUGAUAAUACUAAAUCAAGUGAUUAAAACUUUGUCAAUGGCUAAAAUUGGGAGAACUAGACCGGCCUUACAAUCCAAGGUACCAAUUAUCACACCAAUUUUGAUCAAAAUCUAUACAAAAUUCUACAAUGAAGGUGUGCAAGGAAUGGAUUUGACAAUAAUGCAAGUGGGUUAUAUGAGCUUGAAGGUCUUGAGAAGAAUAGUGGUUGACGUUUAUGAUAGUGCGUAUCAAUCAACCGAAGUUUCAGAAUUUUUAUCAUUAUCCGUGGAACAUUUCCAGCUCCUGGUUCAAAAAUACACACAAAGUGACAUUUUGGAUAAAUAUAUCAAAUGUUAUAGUAAAAUCUAUCAUUCAUUGGCUAAAGCCAACCCAACAAACUUGAUAUUAUUACCAUGCUCAAAGCAGAUUUUAUAUUCGUUAUUAAACAUCAUUCAAAAUAAGGCACAAACAGUUUACGAAAGUGAAGAUUCUGAGGAUUCUGAUAAUAUCUGGGAGUUUUUAGUUAUUAAGUCACUAUUAAUUUUCAAAUACUUGAUCAACUUUUUAUUCAAGAAGGGUGCAGUGUUGACGUUGAAAUCAAAAUCAAAUAAAUCAGAAAUUGAAAGUGCUAUCAAUAUUUUGACACAUGAUUUUUUCAAUGAACAACUGAUCAAAAAUCUCACUGAUUUACUAAUUAGCUACUACAUCAAACUAAGGCCAAAAGAUCUAGAGUGUUGGGUUAUUGAACCUGAAGAGUGGGCAAAUGAUGAAGUUAACCAAAAUUAUGAAUAUCAAGUUAGACAAUGUGCUGAGAAUUUCUUUCAAGAUUUAAUGAACAACUUUAAAGAUUUACUAGCACCAUAUGUCUUGAAUAAAGUACAAAAUGAAGUUGUCUCAUACAAUGAAGCUUCUGUUCAAAACAUUUUGAUUAAGGAUUCUAUAUUCACAAUUUUCCAAUUGAGUGCCAAUUCAAUUCACGAAGUUCUUGAUUUCAACAGCUUGCUAAACCAGAUCUUUUUCCCAGAAGCUUUGAAAAAUGAUUUAGUUGAAAACAAAAUCUUGAAAAGACGUGUAUGUCUAUUGAUUAAUGAGUGGAUUGGCUUGAAUGUUAUUAAUGAUGAAAAUAUGGAUAAGAUUUACAUGCUUUUGCAAAAUCUCAUUGAUCCUUCCAAUCCUAUAAACGAUAGGGUUGUGAAACUUACUGCAAUUCAAACCUUGAAAACGAUUUUGACUGAUUGGGAUUUCAAAAAGCAAAUCAUCAAGCCUUAUUUGAAAGAUUUCACAUCAUUAUUGAUCAAAUUAGUUGGAGAGAUGGAAUUCACAGAGUCCAAAUUGUUCACUUUGAAUACAAUUGCUGAUUUGAUUUAUAAAACUAAUCCAUUGAUCUCAAUUGAAGAAUUGGAAGAAUUAGUCAGUAUCGUUCCUAAAUUCUGGGACGCUUCUAAUGAUAGUAAUGAGUUGAUUUUGAAAAAUAGUUUAUUGAGAAUAUUGAAAAACUUGAUUGUUUCACUAAAUGAUAACUCACCAACAACUUGGGAUUUGGCUAUACCUUUGAUCAAAGCAUGUUGUUCACCACAGUCUGAAUACUAUGCUAUGUUGUCAGAAGAUGGAUAUGAACUUUGGUUAGCCUUGUUACAAUUUUAUCCAAUAAAUCAUAAUGAUGGUGCUGAAGAUGCUAUGAUUCAAAGUCUUUUGGAACUUUACAUAAAUGCAUUGAUGAAUCAGACAGAAAUAUUGCCAUUGAUUUUAGAAAUUUUGAGAAGUUAUACCUUGUUAGUACCAGGUUUAGUUGUCGCUGAUAACACAAGAGAUUUCAUCAGAGGUUCAUUCAAAAUCUUGACUAAAUACAUUGGGAAUAUGAGAGAUGAUUCAUUAGAUAUUUUGAUUUCAGAUUUAGAAAUUACAAUUAUGGAGUCAUAUCAUGAUUUAAAUCAAUUUGAAAAAUUGUUGUCAUUGUUGAUGGAGUCUGGAUUACUACCAAAGAUUAUUUCAAUGAUUCUUGAUGAUGAACAAUCCCCAAUCACCGUUGGAAAAUUAUUGUUGAUUAUUGCAAGAAUUGCAUAUAUUGAACCAUCAAAUUUAAUUCAAGCUAUUCAUUAUAUUUAUCCUGAUGAAACUCAAUUCAAUACAAAUUUGAAAAAAUUCACAACUGUUUGGUAUGCAAGAAUGGAUAGCAAUAUUGGGAAUCCCCGUAGCAGAAAAAUUCACACUUUGGGGUUGACUUCUAUAUUGAGAACUGGACAAGUAAUUUUUUUCCAAGACAUGUCAACAUUGAUAUCUUUAUGGAUAUCAUCUUUAGAAGAGAUUGUUGAAACAAAUGGUGAUUGUGAAAAAUAUCACUCAAAUUUCAUGUAUGAGUUCCAUUAUAAUGAUGAUUUUACUAUCCAAGAAAAUGGUGAAUAUCUAAGAUUCCAGAAAUUAAUGAAAGAGGUAGAUCCAGUUCAUAAUUUGAUAUUGAAAGAUUACCUAAAAGAUACAAUGAGAUUGGUUAAAGAAACAAUCGGUGAAGCAAAUUUCACAGCAUUGAUGGGAAAUCUUGAUAAGAAUUUGGUUGAGAAUUUUGAAUACUUCUUGUAUCAAAUCAAUAACUAG
This is a messenger RNA of Hansenula anomala, 3021 nucleotides long. It is a transcript of the gene KAP120, whose product is annotated as karyopherin KAP120. Gene Ontology annotation, biological process: protein import into nucleus. Gene Ontology annotation, cellular component: cytosol; nuclear envelope. Gene Ontology annotation, molecular function: small GTPase binding. NCBI's taxonomy places the organism in Eukaryota, Fungi, Ascomycota, Saccharomycetes, Phaffomycetales, Wickerhamomycetaceae. The transcript has 3 exons. The record is from RefSeq and is a predicted model, not a curated record. Bases 1 to 3021 code for a protein of 1006 amino acids.